Rhodotorula graminis WP1 is the source of this 459-nucleotide messenger RNA. RefSeq lists its product as uncharacterized. The record is from RefSeq and is a predicted model, not a curated record. Gene Ontology annotation, biological process: protein ubiquitination; modification-dependent protein catabolic process; translation. NCBI's taxonomy places the organism in Eukaryota, Fungi, Basidiomycota, Microbotryomycetes, Sporidiobolales, Sporidiobolaceae. Gene Ontology annotation, cellular component: cytoplasm; ribosome; nucleus. Gene Ontology annotation, molecular function: ubiquitin protein ligase binding; protein tag activity; structural constituent of ribosome. The coding region runs from base 1 to 459 and encodes 152 amino acids. The transcript has 3 exons.
AUGCAGAUCUUCGUCAAGACCCUCACGGGCAAGACCAUCACCCUCGAGGUCGAGUCGUCCGACACGAUCGACAACGUCAAGGCCAAGAUCCAGGACAAGGAGGGCAUCCCGCCCGACCAGCAGCGCCUCAUCUUUGCCGGCAAGCAGCUCGAGGACGGCCGCACCCUCUCGGACUACAACAUCCAGAAGGAGUCGACCCUCCACCUCGUCCUGCGCCUUCGCGGCGGCAUGGCCAAGAAGCGCAAGAAGAAGACGUACACCACCCCGAAGAAGAUCAAGCACAAGCGCAAGCCGGUCAAGAUGGCCGUCCUCAAGUACUACCGCGUCGACUCGGACGGCAAGAUCAAGCGCCUCAGGCGCGAGUGCCCGGCCGAGACCUGCGGCGCCGGUGUCUUCAUGGCUGCCCACAAGAACCGCCAGUACUGCGGCAAGUGCGGCCUGACGUACCUCCACGAGUAA